AUGAUGGUGAAGAUGAUGACUCAGGUUCUCCUCCUGAAAUGGAAGUGGAAAGAGAAGAUGACAGUAGUGAUGAUGAUGAUGAUGAUAUUGAAAGCAGUUUGCCACAGGAUCCAGAAACCUGUCUGCAGAUGAACCAUGUGUACCAGGAAGUUAUCCAGGAAAAGAUUGAGGAAGUUGAGCUUCUCCUUGCACAAAACAAAGAGCAGCAGAAGGAAAUCAUGUGUGAGCUUGGAGGUCCAAAAAUAGCAAAGGCAGGAGACGGCAGAAAUCUACCAGCAAAUAUAUUUUUGGGUCACUUUAUGAAGCCAUACUUUAAGGAUAAAACAACAGGAAUUGGUCCUCCUUCCAAUGAAGAUGCUAAGGAAAAGGCAGCUCAGGGCAUAAAAUCCUUUGAACAACUGAUUUCAACAAAAUGGAAGAGCAGGGAGAAGACAUUACUGCAGAAAUCAGUGGUCAGUGACCGCUUGCAGCGCCUGCUCCAGCCCAAGUUACUGAAGAUGAGUUACUGGAAUCAGAAACUGGAGAAAGUCAAGACUGAAAUGGAGAAACAGAUCUUGGAGAAGCAAAUCAAAGAAGUGGAGCGAGAAAUAGAGGCAAUUAACCAACUCCCAGAAAGUGACUUGUUAGGAAACAGAUUCGAUGAGCAUGACUGGGAGAAAAUUUCAAACAUCCACUUUGAUGGACAACGUAGUCCAGAAGAGCUGAAGAAGUUUUGGCAAAACUGGGAGCAUCCAAGUAUCAACAAAAAGGAAUGGACUGAGGAGGAAAUAGAGAGGCUAAAGAAGAUAGCAGCUAACCGUGGUUAUCUGGACUGGCAGGCUAUAGCCCAGGAGCUGGGGACAAACAGGACACCUUUCCAGUGCUUGCAGAAGUAUCAAGUCUAUAAUAAAGAUUUGAAAAGAAAAGAGUGGACCAAGAGUGAAGAUCAGAUGCUUUUGGAGCUUGUUCAAGAGAUGAGAGUAGGAAGUCACAUCCCAUACAAGAAAAUUGCUUAUUACAUGGAAGGAAGAGAUUCUGCUCAGCUGAUUUACCGCUGGACGAAGAGCGUGGACCCCAGUUUGAAGAAGGGACCCUGGACACCAGAGGAAGAUGCUAUGCUGUUGGCUGCAGUUAAGAAGUAUGGAGAGCGUGACUGGUACAAAAUUCGGACAGAAGUGCCGGGGAGGAGCGAUGCUCAGUGCAGAGACCGGUACUUAAAAGCAUUGCACUGUGAUGUAAAGAAGGGCAAGUGGAGUUUGAAGGAAGAGGAGCAGCUAAUUGAACUGGUUCAAAAGCAUGGCCUGGGUCACUGGAGUAAAAUAGCUUCCGAGUUGCCACAUCGGACUGGCUCCCAGUGCCUGAGCAAGUGGAAACUCAUGAUUGGGUCUAAGAAAAGAUCUAGGCCAGCAAAGCGCCGACACGUGCGAGACAGUUCCAGCUCUUCAGAGACCAGCAGUGAAGACAUAGAACUGGACUUGUCAGACAGUUCAGAGGAGGAGACGACGACAACCAAGGAGGAGCGUGCAUUUCCCGACAUUGAUUUGUGGGUACCAACACAGACAAAUACACUGGAGUCAAACAAAGGAAGAUACCAGACUCCAUCCCUUUUCUCUCCUGAGAGUGCAAAGACCAGUAGCAGUGAAGUUCCAAAUGCAAUGUGUGAUGGAGACAAGGACAGAGUUGCCAAUCGAUCAUCAGAGUUGAACACCCUCCUGAGGGGCAUUGCACGUCCACAUUCCACAGACAUCGUUGUGAGGGAUCCAGCAGAAGUAAUAAGCAAGGCCGCCAGGUGUGGAAAGCAAGUGCUGCGGGUUACCCUGGAGAACGUGAGGAGGAUAUUGAGAAAUAACACGUGCUUUCAGAGGAAACUUCAAUCCAAGAUACUUAAACCUUCUGCUGCUGUUCUGACAAAAGUAUCUGGAGUUAGUACUGAUGGCCAGAAGCUUCCAGGGCUGCAGAACAUCACAGAGAAAAUGUGUCGUCAGGAAAGAGAGCGCUUGAGAAGAAUGAACCUGGACAGAAAGCUGCUGAUGGCAGUGACACCCUGGGUGGGCAACGUGCUGCUGCCCUGCACCUUGCAGACUGGGAAGAUGGCUUUUCAUCAGACAAAAGCUGACUAUAUUCGAGAGAAGAUUAAAUCCAUCAAUCUCACGAGCACGCCCCUGUUCGCGCUUUUCAUUCAGCUCUUUCAGAUUGAUACCAACGGCUGUAUGAAGAUCAUUCGUGAGAGGAGGCUGAGGCAGUUAGCGCUGCUUAGGGCUGAUGCAAGGCCUCAGCAGGCUUCCCAAAAUACGGACACUUCUCCAGGCAGCUCAUCACAGUCUUGUGUUCAGAGGAACUCCCGAAGGGGCAUCCCGAGGAAUGCUGUGAGGAAACCUCUUACCUUAAAAGCAAGGGAGACUUCUGCUGCUGUCUUUGAGAGCAGCACCUCAGCCACGCAGGGAGCUCUUCCAGCCCAAGUGCAAAGGCAUAAGCCUAAAACUGUCUCGGAACUGCUGAGGGAGAAGCGGCUCAGAGAGUCCCGGGCUAAGAAGGCUGUGCAGAGGACAGUGCUUGUUGCCCCACAGAUGCUGGUUUCAGCACCUCUGAUAAUCCAGCACUCACCACAGCAGAUCAUUCCUUCUGCACAAGCGGGGAGCAAACCUGCAGCAGUUGGUUGUACCAACAACCAAGUACAGUGCUCAGCAGCUCCACUGCCAGCGUUUACUUCUGUUACAGGUUCAACUUGUACCGCUGUUGUGCUUGAGAACCAUUCCUCAUCAGUGCCGGGAACUGGGGAAAGCCCUGGUUGCUCACAAGGAACAGAACUACAGUCCAAUAAGGAACUAAAAGAGCAAGCUUUGGAAAGUAGCCUUGGAGGGGUUUUUCUAGGCAUGAAUCCAGCUGCAGCAGAGAAGGCCCCAAAUCAGGGAGUCUGCAAUGGUCAGGUCCUAGCUGGUAGCUCAGCUUCAGUAGUGUUGCAAAACCAAGCUUUUGUGCCACAUCAGAUCACAGUGCUGCCUGUUGGCAUUGAGUCUGGCACCAACAAAUUGCCUCUUUCCACACCAGUUACCUGUGAGCUGAAUAGUACUGUGCCACAACAGACGCCUGUGAAUCUCUUGCCAACUGUUGUAACCCCACAGACUGGUUCUCAUCUGAUUCCCAACAGCAUACUGCCUUUCACAUGGGUCAUAACGCCCCAGGCUUUGCUUCCCACUGCUGUACAGACUGUGGUGGGGCUUCCCCAAGGACUGCCAGCUGCUGCUCUGAGAAAUGCAUGUCAGGCAACCGUGGUUUCCAGUGGCAAUGUCUCUAGCUUAGGAGUGCCUCCUGUACCAGCUGGAGCAGAUACACCUCACCCCAGCAAUGCAGAGACAAAAGCACCAAGUGCCCAGGCAGCAGAAGGAGCAUCUUUGGGAAAGGAUGGUGACCAUUCCACAAUUAUCUUGCCUGUGACCUCAGUGAGUCCUGGAAGCACCACAGACAGUGUUUCUCCUGCAACGCCUGCAUGUUCAGAGGGCUUCUCCAAGGCUUCAGACUCCUCUGCAGCUCAGACUGCUCCUCCACCUGAUGCCCCAGCCCUGCAUACUGUGCUGCUGCCCCAGACACAGCAACCCACAGGCACUCAGGGAGCUGAUUCCCAGCGUGUGUCGAGUCUUGCUAGUUUGGGAAAGAGCCAUGAUGCCAUUACAACAAAUGGAUCAUCAUCCAAUGCAGGCAUCAUCACGAAAGGGAUUGUGCUCCAGGCAGGAGUUCCUCAUAACGAUGCCCCAAGGAACUCUGCUGCACAAGCAUUGAAAACCAGGCCUAUUGCCUCCAAGCCCCCGGCUGUGCAGUGUGCUGACAGUGCAGCCCAGCCAACCACUUCCAGGGCAGAAAAGACUGUCCUUGACUCAGGCCUGAUUUCCCUUGAAGACGGGAGGCUGGUGAAGGAAUGGCUGAGUGGGAAACAGGGUGUCCAGGUACCAUCACUGCAGACCAGGCUGCCUUAUUUGCCACCUUUUCUGUGCAACUUAAGAACCCUUGCGAAUCUACUCCUGCAGAAAACAGCUCUGGAAGAGCAAGCAGCAUCUCUUCUGCCUCCUGGCUCCAGUGGGGAUGAGGGCACUGGGGUUGACUUGCACGCUGUUGGAGAACUGGUGCAGCAGAAACUCGGUGAUAACCCUGCUUACCUCCUACUGAAAGCCAGAUUCCUGGCAGCCUUCACACUCCCAGCUGUACUAGCAAAUCUGCCUCCUCCAAAAGUGGCAACGACUCUGUCAGCCAGCAGGAAGCAAUAUGAAGAGAGUGACGAAGAGGAGUGGCAGAGUGAGAAGGAAGUGUCUGAGGAAGAGAGUUGUGGGAAUGAAUUAAAAGGAGUACAGUUGGAUUGGACAGUUGGUGAUGAGCCUGGAGACAAAGAUGCUGAUCUACUAAAUCAGGGCAGGGGAGCUGACAAGGAUGCUGCACAGUCUGCCUUGGACUCCUGCACUGAUGCAGCUGAUGCCAGUGCUCCUCGAAUCAGGAGAAGUACCCGCUUCAGGAAGAGGAGAAGGAUGUGA
Messenger RNA from Nestor notabilis (Kea), 4499 nucleotides. It is a transcript of the gene SNAPC4, whose product is annotated as small nuclear RNA activating complex, polypeptide 4, 190kDa. Lineage: Eukaryota; Metazoa; Chordata; Aves; Psittaciformes; Psittacidae. The annotation marks the transcript as partial. The record is from RefSeq and is a predicted model, not a curated record. The transcript is spliced from 21 exons.